This is a messenger RNA of Punica granatum (pomegranate), 2290 nucleotides long. NCBI's taxonomy places the organism in Eukaryota, Viridiplantae, Streptophyta, Magnoliopsida, Myrtales, Lythraceae. The record is from RefSeq and is a predicted model, not a curated record.
AAUGCUAAAAAUCGAUAAAGAAUUAUGAAAUGGAAAUAUAUAAAUAGCAUUCAUGGGGUAGCUGAAGUCAGACAUUCUCCCUUCAAGUGGAAAAAUAAACUGACAUUUGGGUUAUCAUAAAUCUGUAAUUUUAAAUAAAAUAAAUAUAAGAAUUUCUAAUUUCUGCCUAUUUUUGACCCAGGCGGUGGCAGAUUUCCCUCCGCCGGUGCUUGCCCGCAGGAUCCGCUCGGCCGCGACUUUCCUUUACUUUAAUCAGUCCAAUGUCAGGAAUCAAUCCUCGGGCAGUUCCCUCUCCCUCCCUCGGCCGAUUAAUUUCCUCCGAUUUUCCGCCGCCAUGGAAUCACUGGAGGCCAAGCAGGCGGCGGAGGAGAGGAGGAGCUACUGGAGAUGGAGCAAGGAGGACUUCUUCCCGGAGCAGUCGUUCGAGAACCUCGCCUCUUACAGGACCGCCUUCUCCCAGACCGGUUACCGCCUCAAGGAGCGGUUCCUCAGCCGCUCCACCCAGGAGAUGGAGAUGGUGUCGGCCCGGCGGGAGAGCGAGCAUGAGAUGAAGCGCUGCCUCAACUGGUGGGACCUCGUCUGGCUCUGCUUCGGCUCCGUUGUCGGCUCCGGCAUCUUCGUCAUCACCGGCCAGGAGGCCCACGACAAUGCCGGCCCUGCCAUCAUCCUCUCCUACGCCAUUUCCGGUCUAUCUGCACUACUCUCCGUAUUCUGUUACACUGAAUUCUCCGUAGAAAUCCCGGUUGCUGGGGGCUCUUUCUCGUUCCUUCGGAUCGAGCUUGGCGAUUUUGUUGCCUUCAUAACGGCAGGUAACAUCCUGUUGGAGGCAAUAGUGGGGGCUGCGGGGUUAGGCAGGGCUUGGACGUCCUACUUCACGAGCAUGUUCAAUAACAAUCCCGAUUUCUUGAGAAUCUACGUGCCGGGGCUACCGGAAGGUUUCAAUAUGCUUGACCCUUUGGGUAUGGUGGUCAUCUGGAUCGCUAACAGCAUCGCAAUUUACGGAACACGGCAGGCCUCCACUCUGAAUUGGAUCGGUUCCGUGGUAAGUGCUGGACUCAUUGUGUUCAUCACAGUAGUAGCAUUCACGCACGCAAAUACAUCAAAUUUGGUUCCAUUCUUUCCUUUUGGAGCUGGUGGAGUCUUUCGGGCUGCGGCUGUUGUGUACUGGUCAUACACGGGCUUCGACAUGGUGGCAACCUUGGCCGAGGAGACAAAGAAGCCCUCGAGAGACAUACCCAUUGGGCUCGCAGGGUCUAUGUCUCUGAUCACAGUGGUUUACUGUAUAAUGUGUCUAGCACUGACCAUGAUGGUGAAAUAUACGGAGAUAGAUCGGAACGCCGCCUAUUCGGUUGCCUUUGCCAGCAUAGGGAUGAAUUGGGCCAAGUACAUUGUCAGCCUGUGUGCGCUUAAGGGAAUGACUUCGAGCCUGCUCGUCAAUGCUAUGGGCCAAGCCCGGUACAUGACGCAGAUCGCAAGGGCCCACAUGAUCCCGCCGUGGUUCUCUCUUGUACACCCAAAAACCGGGACUCCGAUAUAUGCCACUCUACUGGUAGCAGUUUUCAGCAGCAUCGCGGCCUUCUUCUCUAGCCUUGAUGUUCUCUCGACUGUCUUAUCAUUCAGUACGCUGUUCAUCUUUAUGCUCAUGGCCGUUGCCUUGCUCGUGAGGAGAUACUAUGAUAGGGAUUCCACUCCGACAAAUCAACUUAACAAGCUUAUAGCUUGUCUGGUCGUCAUCAUCACUUCAUGCAUCGGAGGGACCGCAGUUUGGAAUGGGAAAAACGGGCGGUGGCCAGGUUACGUGAUCGCGUGCUCAUGUUGGUUCCUAGGGACUCUAGGCUUACAGCUGCUACCAAAGCAGCGAGCGCCCAAAAAGUGGGGUAUUCCUUUGGUCCCGUGGCUACCCUCUCUGUCAAUAGGGAUGAACCUGUUUCUCCUCGGUUCACUGGGCCCCGAGGCCCUCUGGAGGUUCCUUAUCUGCACUGUGGUGAUGAUAUUAUACUACCUAUUAGUCGGGGUCCAUGCAACAUAUGACGUGGCCCACCCGACCCCUCCAGAAUCGAAAGCAGAAGCAAGGAUGUGACCUGUAGAUUGUAGGAAUGCAUUUUAGACUUUUAGUGGCUCCAUUUGCUCUUUGAACAGUCAAGAUGGUAUAUUCGGUGCUUUGCAUUAUCGAUCGAAGAAUUGUAAUCGAAACUCUGAGUUGUACAACUUUAAAGCCAAGUCGUAAUUCUGUUUCACUACAUUUGCACGUAAAAUGAAUCACUGUAAAUGAAGGUAUCGUUUUCUCGCA